AUGCGACUCGACAGGGCUCGAUCGUGGGCUCGACCUCUCGCGUCUUCAACAUCAAGCGGCGAAAUCUCUUCGAAGGAUCGGUCGCUUGUCGAAACUCGCGACCCCGCCCCCGGAUCGCUUCGCUGCAACUCCUUCGCUUCCUCGCUCCCGAAGUCGCUCCCUCGGCUUACGUCGCUGCGGUCGUUCGACGUGAGUGACAAUAACUUCGUGGGCGAGUUUCCUUCGGGCAUCGGGGCAUUGCCAUCGCUGACGAGGCUAAACGCGUCGGGCAACAACUUCGUCGGGCCUCUACCGCAGGACAUUGGCGAUGCGACGUCGCUCGAGGAGCUGGACUUCCGAGGAAGUUACUUCUCGGGUUCGAUUCCGAAAUCCUACAAGAACCUACAGAAACUCAAGUUCCUCGGGCUUUCAGGCAACAACUUAACUGGGGAAUUGCCGGCUGAAUUAGGCCAGCUUGCUGCCCUCGAGAGACUCAUAAUUGGCUACAAUGAAUUCGAAGGUCGAAUUCCCGCGGAACUGGGGAACUUGACCAAUCUCCAGUAUCUCGAUAUGGCGAUCGGGAACCUGGAGGGUCCGAUUCCCGCGGAAUUGGGGAAACUCCAGCUCCUGGAAACCGUUUAUCUGUACAAGAACAAUAUCGGAGGCGAAAUCCCAGAGGAAAUCGGUAACAUCUCUUCAUUAGCGUUCCUAGAUCUCUCUGACAACCAAAUCUCAGGCAAAAUUCCGUCGGAGUUAUCCAAUCUGAGCAAGCUGCAACUGCUGAAUCUGAUGUGCAAUAGGCUCGAAGGUCUAGUUCCUGAAGGAAUCGGCGAGCUGCAGCAGCUACAGGUUCUUGAACUGUGGAACAAUUCGCUCGUUGGGCCUCUGCCUGCUCAGCUCGGUCGCAACUCUCCGUUGCAGUGGCUCGACGACGCUUCAAGCAAUUCCCUCACUGGCGAGAUCCCUGCUGAUCUUUGCAACGGAGGAAAUCUCACAAAGCUCAUUCUCUUCAACAAUGCGUUCACGGGUCCGAUCCCUGAUAGUUUAACAGAAUGCACGUCUCUGGUUCGAGUCAGGAUUCACAACAAUAGGCUCAAUGGCUCGGUACCCGUUGGACUCGGUGCACUACCGAAGCUACAGAGGCUAGAAAUUGCCAGCAAUGAUCUCGACGGUGAGAUCCCCGAUGACAUAUCGCUGUCAGCUUCCCUCUCGUUCAUCGACUUCUCAAACAAUCAUCUACGACUCGGUCUACCUUUGAAUACCUUCGCCAUACCGACACUUCAGACGUUCAUGGCGUCCGAUAACCAGCUAUCAGGUGCAAUGCCGCAUCAGUUUCAAGAUUUCCCAACUCUCUCGUCUAUCGAUCUGUCAAACAAUCGCCUCUCUGGUCGAAUACCAGACAGCCUUGCCUCCUGCGAAAGGCUAGUCAGCCUGACCCUUCGCGGCAAUGGGUUCACCGGUGAGAUCCCGUUAUCAAUCUCACUAAUGCCAACACUAGCCAUUCUUGAUCUUUCAUCCAACCAAUUGACGGGUCACAUACCCGUAGACUUCGGGAACUCUCCCGCCUUAGAAAUGCUCAACCUCUCCAGCAACAAUCUCUCCGGCCCAGUGCCCACCAAUGGAAUUCUCCGGACGAUAAACCCGAACGAGCUUUCAGGCAAUUUGGGUCUAUGCGGAGCUCCGUUACCGCCGUGCGCUUCAAAUAUCUCAUUCAAACAGCCCUCUAGCGUCAAGGUAAACCACAUCAAACACAUUAUCACCGGAUGGCUCGUCGGAGUCUCCGCCGUGCUCACAGUAGGAGCCUUUUCUGUCCUCGUCCACCGACUCUACCUCCGAUGGCAAUCACGGCUUGACGAAGAAACUGGUGCGUGGCCAUGGCGGCUGACGGCAUUCCAACGCUUCAACUUCACAAGCGCCGACAUCCUCGCGUGCAUCAAAGAAUCCAACGUCGUCGGAAUGGGGGCGACUGGAGUAGUUUACAAAGCCGAAAUCCCCCGCCAGCACGCCACACUGGCGAUCAAGAAGCUAUGGCGAUCCGAGCCGGGAGCAUUAUCCCUCGCCGGAGAGUUCAUCGGCGAAGUCAGCUUAUUAGGCAAACUUCGCCAUCGGAAUAUAGUUCGGAUGAUGGGAUACAUGCACAACGACAUGGAUGCGAUGAUCGUUUACGAGUACAUGCCGAACGGGAGCCUGUGGGAGGCGUUGCACGGCGACGAGGGAGGCCGAAUGCUCGUCGACUGGGUGUCGAGGUACAAUGUGGCGUUGGCUUAUUUGCACCACGACUGUCAUCCGCCGGUGAUACAUAGGGACGUGAAGUCCAACAAUAUUUUGUUGGAUGGGAAUCUUGAUGCGAGGAUUGCCGAUUUUGGGCUGGCAAAAAUGAUCGUGAGGAAAAAUGAGACGGUUUCAAUGGUGGCGGGAUCUUAUGGAUACAUUGCUCCCGAAUAUGGAUACACAUUGAAAGUGGACCAAAAGAGCGACAUUUACAGCUUCGGCGUAGUCCUAAUGGAGCUCCUAACAGGCAGAAGACCAAUCUCGCCAGAAUUCGGCGAGUCCACCGACAUCGUAGGAUGGGUAAGAGACAAGCUUCGCUCCGGUCAAGCGGCUGAAGAGUCGACGAGAGCACAUUCGGCGGGCAACUCCACGCACAUCCGCAGGAGGAUGCUGCUGGUUCUGAGGAUCGCCGUGCUCUGCACGGCGCAGUCGCCAAAGGGGCCAUCGAUGAGGGACGUCCUCAGCAUGCUCGGCGAGGCAAGCCUCGUGGAAGAGCAACAGUGCGAGUGUCGCUAA
Asparagus officinalis (garden asparagus) is the source of this 2766-nucleotide messenger RNA. RefSeq names its product MDIS1-interacting receptor like kinase 1-like. The record is from RefSeq and is a predicted model, not a curated record. Gene Ontology annotation, molecular function: protein kinase activity; protein binding; ATP binding. Lineage: Eukaryota; Viridiplantae; Streptophyta; Magnoliopsida; Asparagales; Asparagaceae. Gene Ontology annotation, biological process: protein phosphorylation.